AUGUAUUUUCAGGCUUUACCACACGAAUUGAUGAUACAAAUCGUAUCGAACCUUUACAGGAUUCAGGAUAUUUAUCAUCUGAUGCUCGUAAACCGCGCUUUCCACAACCUGCUCGUCCCAGAGAUCUACCAACGACACACCCUAGACAGACACGGAAAAGUCCUACUGAAAUAUGUAGCAGCAGGAAACAAGUCUGGAGUCCGAGUAAUGCUAUCCCAAGGCGCAGACAUCAAUUAUCGCCCGAGGGACAAGAGCGCGAACACAGCUCUCCAAAUCGCCAUAGACGACAAAACACUCGAUCUUGUGAAAUUUCUCCUUGAAAAAGGCGCGCAACCAAAUCUUGCCAUCACACAUCCUGAAUACAAACGACGACCUCUAGAUUCAUCGGUUCAUAAUUUCCCUAAAGAUGAUCUAGACAUGAUGAUCCUUCUGUUAGAUUAUGGUGCUGAUCCGAACUUUCCCAACUACAAUGGGAAAACCCCAUUCUUCACAAGUGUGGAGCUUGGUCAUUUUACCAAAAUGGAAACACUACUUGCUCGUGGUGCUGAUUUAAAAAUUCGAGCUUCAUUAGAUGGAAGCACAGUCUUACAUGAAGCGAUUCGACAUUUCAGACCUAGCAUGAUGCAAUUUCUGCUUGAAAAGGGCCACGAGAUGAAUUGUGUAGAUGACCAGAAUCGAUCACCGUUGAUGCUUGCGGUGCGGUAUAGAGAGGACCUGUGCUCAACUAUUGAUCUGACGCAGAUCCUAUUGACAGCCGGCGCUGAUGUGAAUUUUACGGCUCCUGAUGGAAGAAAUGCGCUUCUUGAAGCUGCAAGUUGUGGUACAAGAGAUAUGGUACAGCUUCUUAUUGACCACGGUGCUGAUGUGGGAUUCAUCGGACCAAAUGGACGCAAUAUACUCUACGAAGCAACUCAUAACAACAAAGAACGAGCUAUUGCAAUCUUGACACUAUUGCUAGAGUGGACUUGGACUUGA
Penicillium angulare is the source of this 975-nucleotide messenger RNA. RefSeq lists its product as uncharacterized. Gene Ontology annotation, molecular function: protein binding. The coding region runs from base 1 to 975 and encodes 324 amino acids. NCBI's taxonomy places the organism in Eukaryota, Fungi, Ascomycota, Eurotiomycetes, Eurotiales, Aspergillaceae. The transcript has a single exon. The record is from RefSeq and is a predicted model, not a curated record.